AUGUCAUCUCAGUUUAAAUGUACUACAUGUGAUAUUUCAGGCUCUGGUGAGUCUUUAAUGAAACAUUUAACAUCUGUUAGACAUAAGACAAUUAUGGAUAACAAGACUCAUGAAUUAGUCUCAUGUGAGGAAUGUUCAAAUAAUAAUAUUCAUCAGUUGCAAAUUAUUAGAUUUGGUGGUGAUGACAUGGUAUUAUUAUGUGAUCCAUGUUUUAAAGAAUUAUAUUCAGGUAUUACUAGACCUUCAACAGCUUAUUCUUUAUCAAAUGGUACUAUAUUGAUGUAUUGGAAUAGAUAUAUAACGGUAAGAGAUUGUACAUGUGAACAAUGUGGUAAAGAUAAUAAUUUAAACGUCGAUCCAAAUUCUAAAGUUUAUUGUAAUGAUUGUCUUAAAACAAAACCAAAUUCAAAAAAUUAUGUCUCUGAAGAUUCUGGGAAAUUUUUAUACGUUUUAUUAAGUAUUAAAGAACCAAAAUUAAAUUCAAAUAAUGGUAAAAAGAAUAAAAGAAUAACUAGACGUAAAGGUAGAUUUGCUAAGAAAGGAAAAUCGAUAAAAAGUCGUAAUAGUAAUAAUGAUACCAAUAAUAAUAGUAGUACUACUAGUGGUAGUGGUUAUUCAAAGGGUGGACGUCCUGCAACUAAGAGUUCAUCAACAUCUAAGACUACUACAACUGGAUCAAGUAAAUUUUCUAGUAAGAAAAACAAUAAUAAAAAUCCAGAAGGUGUAUUAAAGAAGAUAAACGCUGUUGCAUAUCGUAAUAGAAAAGAUAAUACAAAGAUUGAAAGUAGUACUAAGCUAAAUUUAAGAUCUUUCAGUGGUUUUAAAGCUGUCACAAGUGAUACAAAUCUGGCGGCUACCAUUGAACAAAAUGCUGAAAGAAAUAUAUCUAGGAGUCAAAGUAGUAGUAAUCUAAGUGGUAAUAAAAGUAAUCGUCCACUUGGGAUGAAUAUGGCCUUAUUAAAUAAACCGGGUGAAUUAAUGAGAGCUUUAUCAAGUACAGAUUUAGUUAAUAAAGGGAAUAAGCAAAAUCAAAAGAAAGAUAAAAAUAACAAAUCAAAAGAUGAAAAGAAUAAAAAGAACAAGAUCAAAGAAAAGGAACCAGUAAAGAAAAAUGAAAAGAGGAAAAACGAAAAGAAAGAAAAAAAGGAGUCUGCCCCAAUUAUCGAUGCCUCAGUUUCAUGGGGUGAUUCUAAUGGUUGGGGUACUGCCAGUUGGGAUGCUACACCACAACCUUCAUCUAAUAAAGAAAAUAUCCCGACUCCCAAAUCCAAAAAGGAAAAAACACCACCAUCCAAAAAGGAAAAAACACCACCAUCCAAGAAACAUGAGACAGAGACUCCAACCAAAUCAAAUAAUAAGAAUAAGAAAACCGAGAAGAAAUCUAAAAAUGAUGUAGAACCUGCUGAAGAAGGUGUUCAAAUACCUAAAUUUAAUAGAUUUACUCCAAAAUUGACAUUCCCUGAUUUAACUACAUAUUUGGAUACUUUCUCUCAAGCUAUGUUUUUGGAACAAAAAUUAGAAAAUGCAUUCUUAGAGGAUUUCCAAAUAUCUUGGUCUAAAAAUACUAAAGAGCGUGUCUUUCUUGUUGAAUUUAAGACCUCUGGUAAUGAAGAAUUAAAGAGAUUAAUCUUACCACAUUUAGUAGGUAAAACUAAAAAUCCAUUCAAUGAAAGACAACCAUUAAUGUUAACAACAAUUGAUGAAUCCCUAGUAUGGUAUACAUUUAUUAAAGAAGUUAAAGAAGAAAGAAAUCGUAUUAAAUUAUUAUUAGAAUUAUUCCCAUGGAAUAAAAUGUCAUUACCUUCAAAGUUAGGUUCUAAACAUUUAAAGCUUUUACCUGUUUCAGCACAAGCCAAUAGGAUUAUGUUUGCAAUGACACGUAUCACAAAUCCAAAAUUUAUUGAUUUAUUAUUAGGUAAUAAAAAAUUGAAGCCAAUUUAUUUUAAUAAUAGAUUAAAAUUUUCUAGAAGUUCAUUAAACAAAUCUCAACGUGAUGCUAUUGAAUAUGUUUUAAACAAUUCUGUUACUUUGAUUCAAGGUCCACCAGGUACAGGUAAGACAUCAACAAUUGAAGAAUUAAUUCAUCAAAUUAUAGCAAAUUUUCAUUCAUUUCCAAUUCUUUGUGUUGCUGCAUCAAAUAUUGCUAUUGAUAACAUUGCAGAGAAAUUUGUUAACAAUACUAAAGGUAUUAAGGUAUUAAGAAUUGUAUCAGAUAGAAAAGAAUCUGAAUACAAUAUGUCACAUCCAUUGGGUAAAAUUUGUUUACAUAAUAUUGUUUAUGAUAUGUUGCCACCCGAUUUGAAAAGAGAAGAAGAUUUAUUAAGAUCUCGUGGUAAGAGUGCAAUAUCAGCUAAGAGUGAAAAAAGAUUAUUUUUAGCUAAGGGUUCAUUAGUUAAUAAAAUUACAGCACAAGCUCAAAUUAUUUGUACAACGAAUAUUACAGCAGGUGGUAGACAAUUAAAGAGUACAAAAGAAAUUCCAACUGUAAUUAUGGAUGAAAGUACACAGUCUUCGGAAGCUUCAACUUUAGUUCCACUAUCAUUACCUGGUAUUAAAAGUUUCUUAUUUGUUGGUGAUGAAAAACAAUUAUCAAGUUUUAGUAAUAUACCACAAUUAGAGAUGUCAUUAUUUGAAAGAAUUUUAUUAAAUGGUACAUGUGGUGAACCACAAAUGUUAAAUACACAAUAUAGAAUGCAUCCAAUGAUUAGUGAAUUUUCCAUUAAAAGAGUUUAUAAUGAUAAAUUAUUGAAUGGUGUUACAGAAAAACAAAAGAGUUGGCCAGGUAUUAAAUAUCCAUUAUUUUUUUAUCAAUGUGAUUUUGGUUAUGAAGAAAGAGCAUAUAGUAAUGGUAGCAAUACAGGUGGAUUUAGUUAUAAUAAUCGAUAUGAAUGUGAAGCAAUUCUUGAAAUUGUUUAUAAAUUAAUUAAAGAGAAAAAUAUUAAAUUAGAUAAUAUUGGUAUAAUUACAGCAUAUUCUGCACAACGUGAUUUAUUAUCUGAAAUUUUAUUAAAUGAUCCAUUGAUUAAUCCAAGUAAACAAGAAAUGAUACGUGAAACUGAUGAAGAUGAAUAUUUAAAUAAAAAUGAUUAUCCUGGUCAAAAUUUGCAAUCUCAUGUUGUUAAUAUUGUUAAUAAAUUACAAAUUGCAACAGUCGAUUCAUUUCAAGGGCAUGAAAAAGAAUUUAUUAUCUUUUCAUGUGUACGUAAUAAUGCAGAUAAUAAAAUUGGAUUUUUAUCAGAUAAGAGGCGUUUAAAUGUUGCAUUAACAAGGGCUAAAAAUGGUUUAAUUAUUGUUGGUAAUAAGACUGUAUUAAAAAAUGGUCAAACAAUUUGGUCAGAUUUUAUUAAAUUUCUUGAGACUAAGAAAGUCAUAUUUGAUAAUUUAGAAGAUUAUUAA
Messenger RNA from Maudiozyma saulgeensis, 3396 nucleotides. The record is from the annotation of a GenBank genome assembly. NCBI's taxonomy places the organism in Eukaryota, Fungi, Ascomycota, Saccharomycetes, Saccharomycetales, Saccharomycetaceae.